Molecule: messenger RNA, 24461 nt
Organism: Lymnaea stagnalis (great pond snail)
Lineage: Eukaryota; Metazoa; Mollusca; Gastropoda; Lymnaeidae
Source: the annotation of a GenBank genome assembly
CACAAAGUCGGGUGUUAAUCUAGUGAUUGGAGAAUCAGGAUCGGUGCAUAGUGGUGGAUUGGCGGCGACAUUGACUGGUACAUUAACGGCCUGGAUUUCAAAGUGUCCCUAUCAAGAAGAGACACCUGUUGGACAUUGCUGGAUGAUAAAUGUUUUGGUCAUUGCUGGACUAGAAAUCAGUUGGUCAUUGCUGGGCAGGCCGUCUGUUGGACAUUGCUGGACGAUAAAUCUUUUGGUCAGGGCUGGACGAGUAAUCUAGUCGCCAGUGCUUAACGAGCCAAUUAGUUGGUCAGUGCUGGACGACAAAAAACCCGAGCGUGGAUAGUACAAGAGUGGUGGAAAAAGCAUGGAUAUACGCUGGAUGUUUCUAUGGAUAUCAGGUCAGAUUUUAACACCAUCUUUGUCGUUUUUAUUGUGAACAUGUAUAGUGUUAUCGUUUUUAAAAUUAAUUUGUUAUAUUUUAAUAAGUGUGAAAGUAGUUUUUUUUUUUAAAGAUGUCAAUAAAAAUGGGGGGGGGGGGGUGGGUUGGGUGUUCAGUUUUAAGUACUGUCAUUUAAAAACAUUUAACUCUUUAAUUUUGAAUAUUUCGUUUCAAAUAGUUUCAACAUUUCAACACUUCAACAUGACACAUAGAACACAUCCAUAGACGUGGUUUAGCGGCUUCCAUUGUUAUAAGUUCAGAAUAUCAAUGGCAAUGAAUUUCGGCAGGGACAACAUUGUUUUGAUCAACUUCCAACUGUAGCUUAAUCAAUUAUCGCGUGUAGAUUAUCAAUAGCUGCAUACAGCUGAUACUACAGGCAAGGCUUAGUGUCAAUUAAAGUCAAAAGACCUCUCAAAGUGAUGUUAGUGGUGCGUACGGUCACGGGUACCGUUACACGCCACAACCACACGCUAAUAUAAGCGUUAAGUGCCUCAACCACACAACAUUGGUACCGUUACACACCCCAACUACAACUACACACCUCAACCCCACAACAUUGGUACCGUUACACGCCCCAACUAAAUGCCUCAAACACACAACAUUGGUACCGUUACAUGCCCCAACUACAACUACACGCCCCAACCACACAACAUUGGUACCGUUACACGCCCCAACUACAACUACACGCCCCAACCACACAACAUUGGUACCGUUACACGCCCCAAAUACAACUACACGCCCCAACCACACAACAUUGGUACCGUUACACGCCCCAACUACAACCACACACCUCAACAACACAACAUUGGUACCGUUACACGCCCCAACUACAACUACACGCCCCAACCACACAACAUUGGUACCGUUACACGCCCCAACUAAACGCCUCAAACACACAACUUUGGUACCGUUACACCCCCCAACUACAACUACACGCCCCAACCACACAACAUUGGUACCGGUACACGCCCCAACUAAACGCCUCAAACACACAACACAACUACAACUACACGCCCCAACCACACAACAUUGGUACCGUUACACGCCCCAACUAAACGCCUCAAACACACAACUUUGGUACCGUUACACACCCCAACUACAACUACACGCCCCAACCACACAACAUUGGUACCGUUACACGCCCCAACUAAACGCCUCAAACACACAACAUUGGUACCGUUACACACCCCAACUACAACUACACGCCCCAACCACACAACAUUGGUACCGUUACACGCCCCAACUACAACUACACGCCCCAACCACACAACAUUGGUACCGUUACACGCCCCAACUACAACUACACGCCUCAACCACACAACAUUGGUACCGUUACACGCCCAUACUACACGCCUAAACCACACGCCAUUGGUACCGUUACAUGCCUCAACCACACGCCAUUGGUACCGUUGCACGCCCCAACUACAUGCCUCAACCACACGCCAUUGGAACCGUUACAUGCCCCAACUACAUGCCUCAACCACACGCCAUUGGUACCGUUGCACGCUUCAACCCCACGCCAUUGGUACCAUUAUACACCCCAACCACACGCCCCAAAUACACGCCAUUGGUACCGUUACACGACCCAACCACACGCCAUUCAGUUGGAAUGUAAGGUGGUAAAAUAAGAGUUGGAACGUGUUUUGACGUGAACCAGCGAAAGCAAUUUACCACAAUCCGAAAGUGUUGGCAUUAAGUUUAUUUCCAGUACCACGCACGUUAGCAUAGAUUUAUUCAGAGACUAUGGAAUAUAUGUUUCUCAUAAUCAAUUAACAGUUAAAAGUUAGAGCUAGUCCGUGCAAUGGCUGUCAAACCCCUGCUUCUCACUGCUUCGCACUGUUUCCUACUGCUUCUAACUUGUUCUCACUUAUAUCACUGCGUAUCACUGGUUCUCACUAGUUCUCACUAGUUUUGACUAAUUUACCCUAGUUCUCACUGGUUGUUCCUGGUUGCCACUGGGUGUCACUGGUUGUCACUGGUUCUCACUAAUUCUUACUGGAUUUCACUACUUCUCCCUGCUUCUCUCUUGUUCUCACUGAUUCUCGCUAGUUCUCACUAGAUGUCAUCGUUUCUCGCUGCUUUUCACUGGUUGUCACUUGUCACUAGUUGUCGGCAAUUUAUCGCUCAAAAUUAUUUCUAUUAACUCACAAGUAUGCUGUCACUUACUGUAACUUACUGUGACGCACUGAAUCAUGGAGUCAGGAUUACACUUUUAAAUCAAAAGGCUUGCGGUUAAGAUUAAAUGGCAAACAUGUCCAAUGUACACACGGCGUUUCACCGUCUGGAUCAAAUGGUAAACAUGUACAAUGUGCGCAGACCGUUUGGUAACAUGUACAAUGUACGAAAACCGUUUGGUAACAUGUACAAUGUACGCAGAACCGUUUGGUAACAUGUGCAAUGUACGCAGACCGUUUGGUAACAUGUGCAAUGUACGCAGACCGCUUGGUAACAUGUACAAUGUACGCAGACCGUUUGGUAACAUGUACAAUGUACGCAUACCGUUUGGUAACAUGUACAAUGUACGCAGACUGUUUGGUAACAUGUACAAUGUACGCAGACCGUUUGGUAACAUGUACUAUGUACUCAGACCGUUUGGUAACAUGUACAAUGUACGCAGACCGUUUGGUAACAUGUACAAUGCACGCAGACCGUUUGGUAACAUGUACAAUGUACGCAGACCGAUUAACCGCCUUGGUUAAACCGCUUGGGCAAAUGUUGGGACAUCGAUCAAUGUCAGGUCAGCUCUUUAAUUACCGGGGGAUUUCAUUUCAAAUGACUCAUUUUUAGCGCCAAAUUAAGUACGCAAAAAAAUACCCUUUAAAAAACGCAAAUUCCAUUACACAUACGACCAUACAAAUCAGUUUAGCAUCACAAAUACAAUUACAGUAGUGCGUUCACUGUGCAGCGUGUUUCAAUACAAAAUAACACUAAACGCAUUUUAAGAGUGAUGGCUCGCUUACUUCAGUGUUGGUAUCGACCAAGAAAAUCGCUUGUUAUUUGACCAUUAAGGAAAAAAAAAACGAAAUUGAAACAUCGUUUAUUGGUUGUUUGUUUUUUAUCGGUCUUGGACUUGAGUUCACUUGAAGGUCGGCCGUCCUCAGAGAUCGACAAUCGGUUUCAAAGCUUCCCAGUCGGUGUAUUUAUGUGUAUCAAAUUUGGAGAGCUUCUCGGGUUACCCAUACUGCAUUGCGUUAGUUAUCUAUAGGCUGAGGUUUUCGUAAAACAGAGAAGGAAAAUAAUUCGUGACAUUAUUUACCCAUGAGAUGCUUGCCAAUGUUUAAACAUAUCAUUGAAAUUGUCGAUUAAAAUAAUAAAUUGCAUUCAUCAACACACACAAAAAUCACGCGUGGCCCCAUUUAUAGAUUUCAUUACAUCACACAAACCCAUUCUAGUACACUUAAAAUAAUAUGCCAAGACACUGUUAACCCAAUUGGUUUCAUGGUUAAGCAAAAAUUAAAUUUAUUUAAAGUUUCAAUUUGGGUUCUGAAAUCUGUAGAGUAAUUAACCCUGACGGUGAGGCAUGAUUACUAAGUGCACAAGAACAUUUCGUGACAGAAUCUGUCUCAUCGACCAUCUGUGCACCGAAACCCAAGUUAACAAUUAGCAUAUACGUCGAUUAAGGUGGGCAUAGUCAAUUUUCACAGACAAAAUCAUGUAUAUAAUCUGCAUCCGUUUCGUCCAGGCGUUAGCAUAAAGAAGUUGUGAAGACAGGAGUCCCAACUGAAAAAAACCCUAGCUAGAGAAAUGAAGCAUACUGCAAUGAAAAUAUAAAAACUCUGAGAAAACCUUUAGAUACAUGUGAUGAUCUGAUAACGGCCACAGUUACAUCCCUUUAUUUUAGGGCGAUCUUCACAUGUAUCUAAAGGUUUUCUCAGAGUUUUUAUAUUUUCAUUGCAGUAUGCUUAGGGGGGGGGGGGGGGGGGGGGGGGGGGGGGGUUAAAUGAAUUUCGUGAAAUGAUCCACCCCGAGUCUUUUUGCAAUUCGCGUAUCAUGAGAAUACGGCAUUGAACUUAACAUCAACUUGACCCCCUGGAAGACGCGUUGGUCGCUUACGACUUGGGAAUAUUACAGAGUUGGGCUUCAGGUCGCAUGUCUUCAAGAGUUAUUAGUUCUGAGCGAACUUAGGGAUGUUCAUUUCAUUGCGGUUUCAAAAUAAUUGUGGAUAAUAACCUAAGAUAACAAUGCCGCUAUAGAAACGUCGCGUAUAGUUGUGCAGUGUUUCACUUCAACAAAACCAGUCUUCCAUUCUCAGAAAGGGGAUCUGAUUUUUCAAGCCUUUGUAAAUACACCUUAACGCAAGAGCCAACAAAGCCCAAAUGAUAUAGUUAUCGUUCAACAAAAGAAGCACUCUUUGACAUCACAUAAACACACACUCACACACGCACUGACACCUAUAUACACACGCGCGCGCAAUCUCCAUACCCCCCCCCCCAAAAAAAAAAUAUAAAAGAAAUGUCCAUCAUUCAAUUUGUCCAUUUUAAACAACGUUAAUCCUCUGUACUUCUACAAACAUUGAAAGGUGAUCUCUUUCUCAAACAACGGUGACGUCAAUUUCAUUGUGCAGCAUGUUAACUGGUUUUCAUCAUUGUUUGUAGAGCUUGUUGGGUUGGCGGUGCAGUGCACCACACACUGAUGGGGUACAUGAAAAUGGCCAGGAUUUGAUGUCGACAUGAUAUUGAUUCUGUCCCUUGUUGGGGCUGAAAGGUUUGAACCUCUAUGUAUGCCUAAUAUCUACUUGAAUAAAGUUUCCGGAAGUAGAUAGGGUUGUUGACAUGAUAUUUCCAUUACAAGGAUAAAAGGAGCAUUUAGGAACCGCUUAAUUAACUAGAGUCUUGAAAUGUAGAUUACAGUUUUUUGGGGGGUUUAUUUUAUAGGGCUGGGCGAGGUGAUUGCUGUUAAGCACUCCGUCCUUGUUCCACGUAAUGUUAGGGAUACCAAGUGGCGUAGCUAGGGACAGUGCUGCACGGAGCGGGCAAAGAUUUUUGCCGGAACCACAACGAAAAAAACACUCUGGAUUUGGCCGAAGAUGCCGCCCCUCUAGAUAUAAGGACUGCUCCCUACGUACACUGACUCAAAAUUCUCUGCGAUCCACCAGCGCCUUCUUAAAGCAUGGCUCGGUGCGCAAAGGUGCAGGUACUCCCACAUAUAGGAGGCCUCACGCCUCUGGGGGGUGAUGGGGGUGGGGACACGCAUUUAGGAGGCCUCUAGCUUCUAGGUGGCUUUACGCAUUUAGGGAACCCCAAGCUUCAGUGUGGCUUCACGCUUUUAAGGGGCCUCAGACUUCUAAUGGGCCUCGCGCCUCUUGUGGGCCUCAUACGUUUAAGGGGCCUCACCCUUCUAGGGGUCUCAAUAUUCUAAAGGGGCCUUACGCUUCUAUCGUGCCUCAAGCUUCUAGACGGUCCUAACGCAACUAAGGGCCCUGACGCUUCUAAGGGGCCUGACGUGUCUAGGGUCAUCGAGUUGACUAUAUUGAUAAUUGAUAUUGAAACAUCUUUAUGCAAUUUAAUUUUCUAUAAAGUGAAGUGGGAAGCAGAUUGAUGUUGAGGGACACUAACAGACAAGGACAAAAAGACCGAUAAUUUUAAAGGAAUUAUUUUUUUUUUUUGCAGUUCUAGACUUAUUACAUAGUACAAUUUUUUCCUAUACAAUCAGGUGGUGGAGCAAAUACACGCCCCCCCCCCCAAUAACGUCCUUGGUCACAAGACACUUUUCUUCUAUAUAAUUUUGUUGUGUCUUAAAAAUGUUGCGAAGCUGCUCUUCAAAAUAAUUAAGAAUACAAAACCUUGAGGCUUGAAAAAACAUUAAUGUGAACUUUUUAUUUUCAAAUCUUUUAUAUUAACUUCGCUUUUGUUCGUGACUGGCUGGGUGGGUGGCUGGCAAAUUCUUCAGAUUGCNGGGGGGGGGGGGGAGGGGGGGCUCCUCCCCCCCCCCCCCCCGGAUUGAUUGAUUAAAUUUUUUUUAUAGAAAAAAUAGAUAAAAAAUGUAUUAAAGUAAAGAGAAAAUAAAGAGAGAGUCACUAAGCUGAUGCUGAUCUCUUUUUACUGGGUAAUUAUUUUAAUAUUUUCUAUAUUAAUUAUUUUAUGUAUCACUGUAUGUUGUGCGCCAAAAAUUGUUUUGAACAUAAGUAUUUUUAUUAUGUAUAUUUUUUUAAGGCGAAUAUGUUAAAGGACGUUAGGUCAUUGUUUAAGAGUAGUCUACCGUUAUCCAGGUACAGUGUAAACUUGUCAAAAUGUUGAUGUUUACAAUGAAAAAUAGUCAAAUAAUGUUACUUUUAAUUUACAUCACUUUGUGUUAGGAGUAAAGAAAGUAUUAGAAAAAUCUUAAUUAUCUAUUUUAAUUUCGUUAUAAAUUUAGUUGUAUGAGCUGCAUGUGAAAUGAAUUGUAAUAAUUUUAAAUACCUUGACUACUGUUGUUAGAUUUAAGUGUGCUUAUUUACUUUAAGUAAAUUAAGAUGAAUAUUCAAUAACAAAGGGAUGUACAAUGUCUUGAUUGAGACUUUACUACUCCUUGUACAAAGUACAAAGAUUUUAAUGAAUGGGCCAGAAACCUUAUCAGCUCAACAUGGCAUCGUGGGUCUCAACAAGAUGCUGAACACUUCGCGUCAACCAUUUGAAAUUCAAAUAAGGAUUUUAUUUGUCAGAUAGAUAAUUCAGUAAAACGAACUAUUGAAGAAAACAUUAAGAAACUGUAUCCUAUUAUUUCAACAAUAUUAUUUUGCGGAACAAAUGAUUUGGCAAUUCGUGAGAAAGAUAGCACAAAAGGAAAUGUCGAACAACUUUAUGCGUAUCGAAUUCAGGGAGGAGAGUAUUUUAAAAAAACAACAUUUUGAUACAGCUGCUGAAAAUGCACUUUACACAUCACACCGAGCGCAGAAUGAAAUGAUCAACUUGUCUGAACAAGCUCUGCAAGAAGACAUUGUAAAAGCUGUAAACAAUGCUGUUUGUUACUCGAUCAUAGCCGAUGAAAUAGCAGAUAUCUCAGGAAUAGAACAGUUGUCACUGGGAGUCUUGUUUGUAGAUACGUCUAGUGAGAAGGCUUUGAUUCGUGAGGAAUUCCAUGGAUUUUCUCCACUGAAGAAUAUGGACGCCGCCACGAUAUCUGAUUGUAUUAUUCAACAAUGCAAAACAUUAGGUCUUCUCCUUAAUAAUCUGCUGGGUCAAGGUUAUGAUGGGUGUUCGACAAUGGCCGGAAAAGAAAAUGGUGUUCAGGCAAAAAUUCGAAGUAUUUACCCCAAGGCUGCCUUUGUUCACUGUGCCUCGCAUAGACUGAAUCUCGUAGUCAAUGAUCUUAAUAAUGUUGCAGUGAUACGAAAUACUAUUGGUACUAUCAAAGCAAUUAUCACAUUUUUUCGUGAAAGCCCAACAGGGAGGUCCACUGUCCCAAAUACUCCUCUUCCGUGUGAGAAAAGAUGGACAAGCAAGUAUAAUAGUAUUCGGAUUUUUUCUAGUAAAUUUAAGGAAAUUUUUAUUGUCAACUGGAAGAAUUUUCAUUGCAUGCAAGUGGAAAUGCACGACAGGCUGCACAUCAGUUAUAUUGUUCAUCAAAGUCCAGCACGUUUUUAUUUUGUCUCAAUAUUAUUUCGCAGUACUCUGCCAUACUGGAACCAGUUACUCAGGCUCUUCAUGCUGUUCAAGUUGAUCUUUCAGAAGUCCAACUGCAAGCUCAAAACCUGCUCAGUGUAGUCAAACUUCACCGAGGGGAUGCCGAUAACUAUUUCAGGGAUAUUUUUGAGAAAACAGCACAACUCGCACAGAAGGUGGAUAUUGAACUGAUUAUCCCAAGACAGUGUGGAAGACAAAAGCAUCGAAGUAAUCCGGGAAACGUAAGUGUUGAAGAGUACUUCAGACAAACAGUUUACAUUCCAUACUUAGAUUCUCUAAUUAGCUCAAUGGAGAGUCGAUUUUAUGAAGCCAACAGUGCAAUAUUUAACUUAGCGUUGCUACAUCCUUCGAAAUUGUGCAAACUGAAUCCUCAACAGUUUAAGGAUACAAUGUCUACUAUUAAUCAGGUAUACCACAUUGAUAAUUUUGAAAGUGAAGCCUUGAGUUGGUUUGAUUUUUGGAAAACGAGAGAAUACAAAAGUAGCCAAGAUUUCAUCGGCUUGUUACGUUGUACAAAGUUGUAUCCGGCUGUCAGGUAUGCCUUACUAGUUUUGCUAACACUACCAGCAACAACAUGUACAGCAGAGCGAUCGUUCAGCACAUAAAGUCAUGUAAAAACAUGGCUUAGAUCUACAAUGUCAGAUGAACGAACGUCUGUCUGGGUUGUGCAUGUUAAGCGUACACAGAGACAAAGUGAACUGCAACACAAAAGACUUUAUGGACAAAAUUGUAGAUAUGUUUGGUAGCGAUAACAGACGACUCCAGUUCUUGUUUAAAGAAUAAAUUUUAUUUUCAUGUAUGUUGUAAUAUUUUUUGUUAUAUACAUGUAUUGUGUUAAAAAAAAUUUGUUGCUACAGUAUGCCCUUCAUUACUGCAGUGUUCUGUCCGUUCGUUCACCAUACAAAUACGCUACAGUAAAUUAAAACUACAUUAAAACAUUACAAAAAAGUAUUUUGCCCCCCCCCCCCUAGAAAAUUUCCUGCGGGUGCCCAUGCCGUGAACCUAUAGAACUGAAACGUGGCACUUAGCCUUGUUGCCCCGGACAACAAAUUCUAUACAAUUUUCAAGCCCAACCCCCAACCCCCAAAACUAUAUUUUUUCCUGUUUUUCAAAGGGGGGGGGGGCAUGAAGGAAAAAGUCACGAUAACUGCACUAAAUGAUAUUAUUAAAAAAAAAUUAUCACAAGUGCUUUUGAUGCGUAAUUUUCUCUUUUGCUUUGCUAAAAUGGUUGGUGAAAUAAAUCUGCGACUUAAAAGCAGGUGGAUCAUUAUAUAUCAAUAUCGCUAUAUCAAUAUAGUUCAGGGGCGUUUAAAAAAUGUGUGGUUGCGUGCUUUGGGGGGGGGGUGGGGUGCACUAAUUGUGAUUCUUAUGAAGUAUGCAUGUUUUGUAAAAAAAAUUUAGCCCCACCCUUCAUCGCACGAUAUAUCCUUCCGUCUCCUUGAGACGAUGGAGUAGCUAUUUAAUCCUUCCAUCUCCUUCAGACGAUGGAGUAGCUAUAUAUCCUUCAACCUCCUUGAGACGAUGGAGUAGCUAUUUAUCCUUCCACCUCCGUGACACGAUGGAUUAGCUAUGUACACUUCAUCAAAUGGCUCACUAGGCCGAUGUUGGAAUGACAGUCUAUGCUGCAUUUCUCCUAGGAGCAGCUUGACUCCUGGUCAAAUGUGACCUUCCGUAAUGUUCUUUGUGUUGCAAGCGCUUCGUUUCGCGCAUCUUCUGUCUUUUUUUGCCACUUUCAUACACUGCUGUUUCCCAGCUGGAUUGGUCUCAAAGAUUAUCUCCCAUUGGAUAAGUCUUGCCCCUUAUCUCAAUUCUGCAUACAGCAAAUCCAGGGGAAUACGGCCUUCCUCCAUUCUCCUUACAUAACCUAAACAAAGAAGGGCCCCUUUGGCUAAUAGCGGACAAUAUCCUACACAUUUUUGCACGCUCGAAGACCCCUGUGUUAUGCACCUUGUCCUGACAUUAAAUGCGUGAAAUGUGACACAGACCUGUUUGAUGGAAGCUGCUCAGUUUUCGCUCAUGACUGGAAUAAUUGGUCCACACUUCACUACUAAUUAGGCGCGUACUAAGCACGCGUGUUUGAUAGACUCUUAGUUUUGUACUAUCACUGGCUCGAUAUUACAUUUUAUAAAUGAUUGAUACGAAAAUAUUGGUUGUAAGGGUUUUUAAAUUUAAAUUUGAGCAAAAUCGCAGAUUGUCACACAUUGUAACAGAUUGUCACAUAUUGUAACAGAUUGUCACACAUUGUAACAGAUUGUCACAUAUUGUCCCUAUAAGCCUUGGCCUUGGCCUGUAAAAUCUAGUCAACCGUUUUAACUAUAAAGCUCAGUAGCUCUAGUACACAGGUUCUCAAGCAUUUUUAAGUCACGACCUCAAACAUAUAUAUAUAUAUAUAUAUAUAUAUAUAUAUAUAUAUANAUAUAUAUAUAUAUAUGCAAAGUGACCCUUACCGCGAUUAAUUAAUAAAAGUGUUUGAAAUGAUUUUAAAAAGAAAACUACAACAAAAAACACCUAAUUUAAUACCACACCUUGGUUAUUCUUAUAGCAUAAUAAAAAUUAACGUCAUAUUUAACGCCUUGAUUGAAUUUAGAAAUGAAACUUUAAGACACCAAUUAAUAAAGAAAACUAUUUAAAAAAACACAAAAAAACCCAACACAAUUGCUUUUAGUCUAUUAUUUCAAGCAGCGACAACACAGAAAUCACUUCGAAAAAUCAACCUAGUAAGACAUAUAUAUAUAUAAAUGUAGAGAGAGAAAGAUACAUGUGUUAAAAUUUUAUUUUUUAUUCAUAAGAAACACAGCGUUACACGUUUUCGGCGAUUGAUUUGAAAUGAACACUUGUGACGUGUAAAGAAUGGCACUCUCUAAUAAAGUGAGACGGUUUUGUCUACAGGCGGACAGACACGACUUUGGCUCAACAAGCACAUGAUUUUUAUUGACUUGAUCUAAGCAGGGGGAAAGUUAAGCGACUAGUAACAAGUGAACAAAAUCUCAUUUAACCUUAGCAUAAUUUUUUAAUUCAUUUAAUAAAUUGAAAAAAAAAAAAUGAAAAAAAAUGCAAUAAUAAAAAAAGAGAAACAAUUUCUUGUAUACUUAAGUUCUAUUAAAACGUUUUUAAUUAAAUAUUUUUGCCCCGAGAUUUCAAGGGAUCCCAAGGUAGAUUAACUGUGCUUUUGUUUUUCCAGGGAUAAGCGAAAAGCUAGGAAAUGAGAAACGUUAUUUUGAAUGCAUCGUAUAAUUUAUAUGAGCCUUUUUAGUAAGUCUUGGCUCCAAAAAUGUGCAGGGACUUGGCUUCCUAGAAAUGUUCAGCAAAUCAGGGCACUUUUCAAUAGCUGUUUUCUCUCCUGGUUCACGUUUGGCAGGUAUUUUACUGACGUCACCCACGGAGCAGGUGUUUACGAUCAAAGAAGAGACCCGGCUGAGGACAGACCUGUUCCUGGACUACGACUCGGCUGUAAGACCUGAUGCCACCACUGGAGUCAAGCUGUCCUUCCAGCCUACUGCUAUAACUAGUGUGGUGAGUAUUGAGUCAAGCUGUCCUUCCAUCCUACUGCUAUAACUAGUGUGGUAAGUAUUGAGUCAAGCUGUCCUUCCAGCCUACUGCUAUAACUAGUGUGGUGAGUAUUGAGUCAAGCUGUCCUUCGAGCCUACUGCUAUAACUAGUGUGGUGAGUACUGACUCAAGCUGUUCUUUCAACCUAUCGCAAAUACCAGUGUAGUGAGUAUUGAAUUACACUGUAUUUGCAACCGAUUGCAAACUUGAGUUUGGUGAGUACUGACUCAAGCUGUCCUUCCAGCCUACUGCUACAACUAGUGUUGUGAGUAUUGAGUCAAGCUGUAUGUCCAUCCCGUCGCAAUCACUAUCAAGGUGAGUGUUGAGUAUUGCUAAUAGUCAGUUUAUAAGGGCAAUUAACGUACUCUAAGCAAAAAUGUCCAAGAUUUAACCGCAAAACCCUAAUUAUGUCCAAGAUUUAAAAGUCAGAUACUGAUUAUGUCCAAUAUUAAAUAGAAAGUCUUACAUAUGUCCAACAUUUAACAGUAAGUCCCUCAUUACAUGGGCGCCGCAGGUAGGGGCAAGGUAAGGCACUUGCCCCCCCCCCUGGAUUGAUUGGAUACAAUUUUUUUAGACAAAAAUAGACAAAAAAUUAUUAAAGUAAAGAGAAAAUAAAGAGUAAAUAACUAAGCUGAUGUCCUGUCCCUUCGUUCACCAUAGAAAUACGCUACAGUAAAUUAAAACUAUAUUAAAACAUUACUAACAAUUUUUUGCCCCCCCCCCUUGGAAAGUUAAUCUAUUUUUUUGCCCCCCCCCCUAGAAAGUUUUCUGUGGGCGCCCAUGCCUACGAAAUACGCUAAAGUAAAUUAAAACUAUAUUAAAACAUUACUAACCAUUUUUUGCCCCCCCCCCCUUGGAAAGUUAAUCUAUUUUUUUGCCCCCCCCCCUAGAAAGUUUUCUGUGGGCGCCCAUGCCUCAUUAUGUCCACGAUUUAACAUUUAAACCCUCAUUAUGUCCACCAUUUAACAGUAAGAUCCUCAUUAUGUCUAAUAUUCAACAGUAAGACCCUCAUUAUGUCCAAGAUUUAACAGAUGUCUUAUUAUUCAAUAUUUUAUCUACAUAGUGACCGGGAGCAUGGUCUAAUUUAUCGCAAUUACUUCUUUUAAAAUUUUCUUAAAAGAUCUGCAGAAAUGCAUAAACCGUUCCACGGACCUCCAUUUUGAGAAUCCCUGGUUAAAAACAGGCCGGUAGUUUGGUAGCGCAAUUGAGGGGGGGGGGGGGGGGGUUUUUGUGUGUUGGGGGGGGGGGGGGGGGGAGCGAUUCGAAAAUGAGCUGUCUAGAAUUUGAAAAUCAACGGUCUACUAUGAUUUAACUAUGAUUUAACUAUGAUUUAACUAUGAUUUAACAAUGAUUUAACAAUGAUUUAACUAUGAUUUAACUAUGAUUUAACUAUGAUUUAACUAGGAUUUAACUAUGAUUUAACAAUGAUUUAAAAAUGAUUUAACUAUGAUGUAACUAUGAUUUAGCUAUCAUAUAACUAUGAUUAAACAAUGAUUUAACUAUCGUUUAACUAUCAUUUAACUAUCAUUUAACUAUUAUUUAACUUGUAUUUUAAAAAGAAAAUAGUUAAAGUCUCAAUUUAAAAUAAGCGUUCGUUAAAAAGUAAAUUUCAGUUCUACAUGAUAUCUUUUGAAAAUUUACUUGCUAUGUUUCGUCAACGAUACUCUAGUGAUUUCUUCCUGAAAUCUUUCAUUUAAAUUUCUUCAGCCUACAACCCUAUUUUUUAAUAUUAAAAAUUAUGAAUAGGACACAGUGGGGGUGGGGGGAAGCACACGAAUUUUAGAAAAGCAUAGGUGGGGCAUGGCCCAAAAAAAAAAGGUUGGGAAACACCAAUGUAACCAGAUACGAGUAAUACAUCUUUAAGAAAUAAUGAAGUAUGUACAUGAAAUGUAACAGUAUUUUUUUUAUUGAAAUAAUACGAAGGUAAGUUGUAAAAAUUAACUCCUAAAAUAUAUAUGACAGGAGGAAUGCCAACAGACAAUGUUAGCUCGUCAUUUGGUAGGAUUUUUUAACUUAUAACUGUGAUGACCUUUUGUUUUUAAAAAAAAAAAAUCAAGUUAUUUGAUUUUCUGAUUCGUUCUCAGGACAUAAAAAAUCAACAAUUUGGUAUCUCUGGCUGGUGGCUGAUGGUAAUCAAAGUGUUUCGUUGUGUUCUUUGCAAAAUCAAUAUUUAUACGUUAGUAGAUACUAGUAUGAUUACAAGUUAUUAUGAAAUAAGCUAGUACACACCUUUCAUAAAUAUCAUUAUUAUUAUUAUUAUCAUUAUGACUAUAUUAUUAGACUCUAUUGCUGUUAUUACUAUUCUUAUUGUUGUUAUUAUUAGUAUGCAAAAUAUAUUUUAAAAAUUAGUAAUAAUACUAUGACUCGUUUAUCCAAAGUCUGUAGCGAAUGUCUGUGAGAUAUGCCCCAGGUGGUUUCAAUUUCAAGCACUCUCUCUUCCAGAGAUGGACUGAUAGCCGUCUGGCCUGGGUGAGAGGCAACUACAGCGGCAUCCCUAUCGUACAGAUCAAGUCUGAUCUCCUGUGGACGCCUUGCCUCGUGGUAGACAACUCGUGAGUCUUCACCGACUGCUUUGGACGUGGCGUUCGGUUCUAACACCAAUAGUUUAUCCUUAUGGAAAUCUGGUGUAGAUAUUAGUUCCAGAUAGUGGCGUAGCUAGGGGGUUGCGGAAAGCACCGGCUGACACCAUCUCAGGGGUGACACCAAAUUGCAAAAACUUCAUAUUUACAGAGCACACACUGCUCGAUCUAACCAAAUCUCAUAAAAGGAUAAACGACCACACGUAAAUUUUCAACAUAUGUAUCAAAUCUAAAUGCGUGCUUUAUUGAUUCUUAAGAAAUGAGGGAUGUGACAUGACGUACGCUGUCUAGAGAUCGGGCCCCUGCGUACUGCUACAGAACAAUUUUCAAGGGUCUAGAACCCCUUUAUUUCUAGCUCCUACAGAGCUGAUGUGACUCUUGUUCCAAGUAUCAAACAAACGAUGCAGAGAUUCCGGGUUUUCUUAUUAUUUGGCUACAUAUGCCUAACAGUGGAAAACUUCAAAAGAAAUAAUCUCUGGUGUUCAGAGUAAAAACGUGACCAGAAAUGCUACACAUACUAUACAAAAUAUAAUUACACCACUCCUAGCGAUAAUGUACUAAGUGUCACUCUCUCCACAAAACUAAAAUCAUACCCCUUAUCCACAGCACUCGCCACUCUCCACUCGUGAAAAAAACUCCCCUCCUUUUCACACACUCCUCUCAUCGCAUGGUUCCUCCCGACAUACCACCACGGUCACACAUGACCGAGAAAAAACUCGUGGGGCACAUGGGGAAAACCCCCACCAACGAUUGGUCAAUGAACAUCAUAAAGGCAGACACAGGAAAACUCACGCGAUCUGACCGUGACAAAGGAAUCCUAUAAUAAUAUCAGAAAAACACCGUUUUUAACCAUGAUUCAACGCCGAUUGAAGUGUUCGUUAACUUUUGUAAUUAACAGGAACCUAUAUUUAUCUAAAUUCUGUGAAAUAUUGCGUUCCAUUGAUACAAAAUACGAUGUGGUCGUAUGCUUCUCAAGACAUGAAUUGAAUCGGUAAAAAUGAAAACAUUAGAACAUGACUUUUUGCCCAUGUAUAGGGUUACAAAAUAAUAUUUUACACAAAUGUUCUAGUAUCUUUUAACAAUUAUUUAAAAUUUAGUUAAGUUUAAACAAAUGGAUUUUGAAACCAAAUAUAUCGAAACACAGAAAUACUUAAAAAAUAAUAUUUUUCGCCGAUUCAUCACUAGCAUCACCCCUUAACAUAUGAGCACAAUUUUCAUACAGUACAAGAUUUUUAUAUGUCUCUGAUUUCUCGUUUUCUGCUAAUUUUUUUCAUUGGUCUGAUUUACUUGAGGAAGUUAAUCUUACACAGCAGUAUCUGCAGACUAAAGGCUUUACUUUUGACAAAGUGGUGACCAACCUAGAGGCCUUGACAUUGUUUCUGCACCAGAAGCACUGUCACUUGGUGGAACAUGCUGUUCAAAAGGCACUUUUAAAAUCAAACCUAUAUGGAAUGUCGGUAGAGAGAAGAUGAGGGUUUAAGAAGAUAAUGGCCGGAAAACUGUUUACGACCCAUCAUGGGACAUUCACGACCUUCUUUUCUGGCUCUGCUAUCAAUUAAAUGUGAUACGGUGUAUUAUUUUGAUUUUUUUAUCGAGUGACAGGUUUGCAGAUUUGCAGCCAAAGAAAGGAAUAUUUUAACUAAAGUAAAUUUAAUUGAAAAAAAUAACAAUAACUUGCUAUGGUUACAGUUAUUAGAUACAUUUAUUUUCUGGCCUUCAAUUAAUUCGUUUUUGUUCACGUCGUUGUUAUACUGAGGACUUAUGCUAACACUAAUACAUUCUUCGUGGACGUCGGAGGGAGGUGAUUGACACUAUGAGUUUACCGCCCUACAAACCCUACCCACGCCAAAAAAAAAAAAAAAAAAAAAAAAAAAAAAAAAAAAAAAAAAAAAAAAAAAAAAAAAAAAAAUAAACCCAAAUAAAUUGUGCCACAUUAAGAGUAGCUGUAGCAUCCGGUGAAGUACAUUGAUGAGUCGCUCAUAAAACAUCCAUAUUUUUUAAAUAAAGUUACGAUUGACGUGAUGCAUGUUCGUUCAUUUCUUCCUUUAAAAAAAAAUGCCAAAUCCACCUUACAAAAAUGUAACAGUUAAUAACCAAUCUUCUUUGAGUAUUUAUGGUGUAAGUUGAAUAUAUUUUUUGCAGAAGCGAAACUUGCUUUUCUUUUAAUCUGUAAUUUAACUUCCGAAAAAAGCCGUAUCUCUCCCUGAGCCUAGGAGUAUAGAUUCCCUGAUAGUUGAUUAACUUACAAUGUUUGCAGUGUGGACGACCUAACUGCUAUAGAUGAGGACUCCAUACCUUUGCGCGUGGACUCUAACGGUAGCGUGUCGUGGAACCCUCCAGGCCUGCUGACCGUGUCUUGCAACAUGGACAUAACCUACUUUCCGUGGGACAGUCACACCUGUGCUAUACAGGUGACCAGCUUUGGCUACACGAUACAGGUGAGAGGAAGAGAAAUGGUUGAGGCAUUCAUUGUCCACACGCGUAAAGUGUUUCUUUCUGAAAUUUUCCCCCAGGUGGGAGGGCACUUCAGAUUUUUCGGGGCGGUGGGGGGGGGGCAGUGCCAGCACUUCCAGUUGAUUUAUUGUACGACAUAAUUUUGCUCCGGGGGGCACUUGGCUUUUUUGGGGGGCGCACUGCCCCCGAGAUAUAGCUGAAAGAAACCCUGCAUGCGUGACCCUACGCAAAGGAGUUAAAUCAGUGGGUCUCAACCUUCCUAAUGCCGCAACCCUUUAAUAGUUCCUCUUGUUGUGGUGACCCCUAACCAAAAAAAUUAUAUUAGUCACUACUUCAUAAAUAUAUGUUUUCCGAUGGUCUUAGGCGACCCCAACGUAAGGGUUGAAAACCGAUGUGUUUAAUUAAAUAACUCAAAAUGAUUCAUCUGCCGUGGCUAUGUUCUAUGACAAAGCUUUGUUUUUUAUCUCUUAGCUCCCUGGGUUUAAAACAGUGUUCCCGAUGAUGAAGACUUAUUCAACUUCUCAAUUUUAUAACUUAAUUUAAUGAAUAAAAAUAAAACAACUAGUACUUUCAGUGCUCUUGGUGAGACUGCUAGUGCUUUCAGUACUGUUGGUGGGACUUCCAAUGCUUUCAGUACUGUGGGUUAGACUGCCAGUGCUUUCAGUGCUCUUGAUGAGACUGCUAGUGCUUUCAGUACUGUUGGUGGGACUUCCAAUGUUUCAGCACUGUGGGUUAGACUGCCAGUGCUUUCAAUACUGUUAGCGAGACUGCCAGUGCUUUCAGUACUUUUGGAGGGACUUCCAAUCAUUCAGUACUGUUCGUGAGGCUUUCAUUGUUUUCAGUACUGUGGGUGAGACUGCUAGUGUUUUCGGUACAUAUGUAGGCACUUCCUAUUCAUUCAGUAUUGUUGUUGAGUCUGCAAGUGCUUUUAGAAAAGUUCGUCACAUUGCUAAUACUUCAUACAAAAUAGUAUGAUCUUUAGGCAGGCUAAAUAAAUUAAUCUAAACUGUACUGUGUUGAGGAUUAAUUAUAACCUAGUCUCACUUCAUAGAAUGUUUCUAUUAAUAUCGUUGCUCCAGGAGUUGGACAUUCGUGUGUACGGUGACGGUGUGGUCAAGACUUACUUCAGUCCUGAUGGUGAGUGGGACGUCAUAGACACCUGGACAGAGAGGACUAUCUUUACAGAGGACGAAUAUCAAUACUCCAAGGUAGAAUAAUAGUUAUAUAAUGGGGAUAUAUUCGUAAAUCAACAAUUUUAGAACCGUCCUUUCUAGAAAAUAGUUCAAAUUCAUAAAUUUUGCAUUUAUUAUAUUUGGAAUACAGUAAAUUGAUUAAAUCGGCAAUAGAGUAAAUCGAUGUGAAUUAUUUAUGUAUGACAUGGUAUUAUUUUUAAUAUUCUAAAAUAUAGACUUCAUUAGACGAUUGCUUCAUACGAUGCUAGCUUCAUUAGACGAUUGCUUCAUACGAUGCUAGCUUCAUUAGACGAUUGCUUCAUACGAUGCUAGCUUCAUUAGACGAUUGCUUCAUACGAUGCUAGCUUCAUUAGACGAUUGCUUCAUACGAUGCUAGCUUCAUUAGACGAUUGCUUCAUACGAUGCUAGCUUCAUUAGACGAUUUCCUCAUACGAUGCUAGUUGCAUUAGACGAUUGCUUCAUACGAUGCUAGCUUCAUUAGACGAUUGCUUCAUACAAUGCUAGCUUCAUUAGACGAUUGCUUCAUACGAUGCUAGCUUCAUUAGACGAUUGCUUCAUACGAUGCUAGCUUCAUUAGACGAUUGCUUCAUACGAUGCUAGCUUCAUUAGACGAUUGCCUCAUACGAUGCUAGCUUCAUUAGACGAUUGCUUCAUACGAUGCUAGCUUCAUUAGAAGAUUGCUUCAUACGAUGGUAGCUUCAUUAGACGAUUGCUUCAUACGAUGCUAGCUUCAUUAGGCGAUUGCUUCAUACCAUGCUAGCUUCAUUAGACGAUUGCCUCAUACGAUGCUAGCUUCAUUAGACGAUUGCUUCAUACGAUGCUAGCUUCAUUAGACGAUUCCUUCAUACGAUGCUAGCUUCAUUAGGCGAUUGCUUCAUACGAUGCUAGAUUCAUUGGACAAUUGCUUCAUACGAUGCUAGCUUCAUUAGAUUAUUUAUUUCUUAAAUGAUGCUUUCUUAAACCGCCCUCCAUUUUGAUUUAUAUAACUUCCGGUCUGCUCUAAGUUUGGUUUUGAUUGUAUUCUCCGUUGUGUUUAUUGUUUUUACCGACGAAGGCUUUUAGUCGAAACGUCCUUGCCGCUAUCUUUUGUCUUUAUUAAGGCGUUCCACAUACCAAUGACCUAUUUUAUUGCUUUUAUUCCCCAGGUUUCCUAUAACUUCAAGCUGACCCGGCGACCUUUGUUCUACGGCCUCAACUACCUCCUCCCCGUCAUUAUCUCGUCGUUCCUCACCAUGUUCGUCUUCCUCCUCCCGGCAGACAGCGGCGAGAAAAUCGGCUACUGUCUGACCGUGCUCCUGGGCUACAUGGUCAUACUGACCCUCAUCGCCACGGAUCUGCCGACCACAGCACAGUACACGUCCAUAUUAGGUAAGUUGAUACAAUGGUCAAGCUUGUUACAUGGAGUGCAAGUACCACACUUCCUGUCUGUAUUUGGUAACUUCAGGAAGUGUGGCUUGUGAUGUCUAAUGUAGUGUAUCACAUUUGAAGUCUAUAUUCGGUGACUUCAGGCUUUGUAUGGCUAGCUUACGAUGUCUUCACAUGCAGUUUAAGUAUCACAUUUGAAGUCUAUGUUAGGUAGCUUUAGGCUAUGUAUGGAUAGCUUGUGAUGUUUUCACAUGUAGUGUAUCCCAUUUGAAGUCUAUAUUUGGUGACAUCAGGCUGUGUAUGGCUAGCUUUCGAUGUCUUUACAGGCAGUUUAAGUGUAAUAUUUGAAGUCUAUGUUGGGUAACAUCAGGCUAUGUAUGGAUAGCUUGUGAUUUUAUUUAAAUAUAAAUUGAAAUACCACAUUUCCCGUCUAAAUUAAUUAAAUAUAUUGAAUGGGAGGUGCAGUGCCCGAGUUGAUGGUGUUGCAUCUAGAGUAAGUUCCAAACGAGGGUACAACAUUUCUUCUCUAAACUGCAAUAAUGAGUAACUACACAAUUCUAGACAAUAUCUACAAAUACACCUCAUUCAAUAAAAUCAUAAUUUUUCAUUAUACCAUUACAUCAUAUCAUCACAUUGUAUCAACAUACCAUCACAUCAUAUCAUCACAUUGUAUCAACAUACCAUCACAUCAUAUGAUCACAUUGUAUCAACAUACCAUCACAUCAUAUCAUCACAUUGUAUCAACAUACCAUCACAUCAUAUCAUCACAUUGUAUCAACGUACCAUCACAUCAUAUCAUCACAUUGUAUCAACAUAUCAUCACAUCAUAUCAUCACAUCACAUUAUCACAUCCUAUUAUACCAUCCCAUCAUAUAAUAUCAUCACAUCACAUCAUCAUAUCAUAUCAUCCCAUCACACAGUAACAUUAUAUCAUAAAAACACAUCAUCACAUUGUAUUAACAUAUCAUUACAUCCCAUCAUCACAUCAUUAUGAACAUAUCUGAUCUUAAAACAACUUAGCCUUGUCUUGUUCAUACAGAACUGUACAUCGCUGUUGUGCUCAUCAUGGGCGGCCUCUCUGUCAUACUCUCAAUAUUUGUCCUGGAAAUUUUCUUCCGCCCCGACGACUUGCCCAUUCCAAACUAUGUAAGAAAGCUCACAUUUUUUGGGAUGCGCCUCUGCUGCUACGAGGGCUGCUGUGCCCGAAAAGUAGGACCGGCAGAUCAAGGCGGUGCAGAUGUCAAGGACACAGGUCAGUGAAGAAACACUCAUGGCUCAUGUGCUAUCAGUGUUAUAUAAUAACCCUUUUUUGUAUUCAAAUUUAAGUGCUCAUUAAGAGUCUAUUAAGAUAUAACUCGAAAAACAGUAAUUAUUUAAUUAUUAUUUAUUCAGGAAAAAUAAUUUAAAUUGCUUUAACAUUUUAUUAUGUUAAAAAUUUACUUAAAAUAUGUUUUCAAUUUAAAAAAAAAACAAAAUGAACUCAACAAAACUGAUUAUUUUGUCUUUUUGGAUGAAUUUUUUAAAUAUGACUUCAAACAUAAAAUUAGUUGUUCCAUUUCUUUAAGUUCCCAGGCUAAUCUUAAGGCUUUACAAAAGUAGCUUCUUCUUCUAUUAAUGUAUAUAACAUAACUGAAACACUUAAGGACAUUUAUAUCAUAGAUGGCACAUAAAACAUUUCGUUCCACUGCAGAACUGAUGACCACGGUCACUCCCACUCACUGAUACUAAGAUGACUUCUGACCACGGUCACUCCCAAUAACUGAUACUAAGAUGACUUUUGACCACGGUCACUCCCACUCACUGAUAUUAAGAUGACUUCUGGCCACGGUCACUCCCACUAACUGAUACUAAGAUGACUUCUGACCACGGUUACUCCCACUAACUAAUACUAAGAUGACUUCUGACCACGGUCACUCCCACUAACUGAUACUAAGAUGACUUCUGGCCACGGUCACUCCAACUAACUGAUACUAAGAUGACUUCUGACCACGGUUACUCCCACUAACUGAUACUAAGAUGACUUCUGACCACGGUCCCUCCCACUAACUGAUACUAAGAUGACUUCUGACCACGGUCACUCACAUUUACUGACAAUAGGAUGACUUCUAAUAUUCUCUUUGUAAAUCUCUUCAGUCCUAAAUGAUAUGACAUCGUCUAGUAAAGACAAAGAUGCUAUGGAAAAUUAUUUCUCGAGACUUCACGACCCGCUCGGUAUUUGCUUUUAUAAACAAGUAGUCAUUAGUUUAGUAUCUUUAGCUAGAAUGUAGAACAUUUGAUCUACUAGACAUUAGUUUAGUAUAUGUAGCUAGAAUCUAGAACAUUUGAUCAACUAGUCAUUAGUUUGCGACAGCAAUGCGUGAACUUCCCAUCCACUAAAGUUACUUGACAAAAACGUGAACUCAACUUACGCACAUUUAUGAAUGCCAAUUUAGCUACACCCCUUCCUUCCCCCCUUUUCAUGAUACGUCACGGCGGUGGGCGCCUGCAGAAAACUUUCUAGUGGGGGGGGGGGGAAAUCGAUUAAUUUUCCAGGGGGGGGGGGCAAUUUUUUUUACACCCCUUCCUUCCCCCCUUUUCAUGAUACGUCACGGCGGUGGGCGCCUGCAGAAAACUUUCUAGUGGGGGGGGGGGAAAUCGAUUAACUUUCCAGGGGGGGGGGCAAAUUUUUUUUAGUAAUGUUUUAAUACAGUUUUAAUUUAGUGUAGCGUAUUUGUAUGGUGAACGAACGGACAGGACAUUAGCUUAGUUACUUUCUCUUAGAUUUCUCUUUACUUUAAUAAAUGUUUUGUCUAUUUUUGUCUAAACAAUUUUUAUCCAAUCAAUCAAGGGGGGGGGGGGCAAGUGCCCCCCUGCCACUUCCUGCGGGUGCCCAUGGUCACGGCACACUUUUUAUUUCACGCCGACCCGCGGCUUAGCAAACGCCGCGAGCUGGCUGGCAAGCGAGGGUGGUGCAGGAAGAGGGGGCCGGUAGCUCCACCGCAGUGCGUAUGUCUCCAGACCAACGAUGGGCAGGCAAGGCAAGGGGGGAGGGUUGCCUGCUUCUUGCUUGCCCUCCUUUCCAUUUUUUUUAACAUCCCCGUCUUUGGGCAAUGGCCUUAAACUCGUAACUCUAACUUAAUGGACAAUUCUACGCGCUAAAGUCCAGCUACUACACAACACUAUGUGCAACUCAAUUAACAGUGGAGACAUGCUGUAGAAUGUUCUAGAUUAAUACUAGGACAAAGCCCCUAAUAUUUAGACAAAAGCCGUAUUAUGGAAGAAAUGAAAUUUGUCUAUAUCAGCCUUUCAACAGAUUCCACUUGUCAGUUUUUUUUUUGUUUACAUUAUUUUUUUAUUUUUAGUUUUAUCAUACCAGAUUUAGAUAGCCAAAUUAAGUCUUUAAGAAUUAUAAGCUAGUUAUACAGACUCUUUUUAUAAUGAGCAGCUUUUUAUUUUGAAAAAAAAUUUGAUUACGUAUAUUCCAGAUGUCAGUUUUAGUGUUAUUUCCAAUUUCGCGUCUUGUAUUGCUUUGAAACUAAAACUAUAUCAAAGGAAUAUUUAAAAAAAAAAAAUUCAUUCGUAAAAGCUUAUGUAAAGAAAAGGUUAAACAGCAAUUUUAUAUAAAAAAAAAAAUAAAAAAUAAAUUAAAAAAUAAAAUUUAUAUUACUUCAUCUGGUUCAAAUGUAUCUAGCACGAAUGUAUCUGGUACAAAUGUAUCUGGUACAAGUGUAUGACGCGUGCUUUAAAAUAACAAUGAAUGCUGCGGAGCGUCGAGUUCUCGAACUUAUUGGAACUGGGGAUGGUUUGGAUGACAUAAUAUGUUUUCAAAUAACUGAAAGCUCCCAAGAAAAUUUUUAGUAAAGAAGUUAGUGAAGAGAAGAUAGUAUGAGCUACAUUAUAUUUUUACACAGACGUUGAGGAUUGAAAGUUUUUUUUUCUUCUUUUAUUAAGGUUAUUUCCAAAACAAAAAAAUUAUAAAUAAAAAUGGAAAAAUGACUGGUGCUUCGAGUAAAAUCAGAGAUUCGUUUAUCUUUGAGGGCGUUUCUUCUGCUGUAAAUGAUAAUCAACAAGUUUGUAGAUCGCAUUUUGCCAGUGUGGUCAACGCAUGUACUGAAGAUGUCUAGGUUGUUUUGUUUUUUUGGAUUGUGCGGCAGGGAUUGAGGCUGAUUUCCAGUUUGCUACACACCACUGGUGCAUUCCAAGCGCAUUGCAAUUGCGCGCGAUGCAAAUUAUCUUGAAAAUAUAAAUAAGGGGCACUUCGACUAAACGAUCAUUUGCGUUCAUAAAAUUAACGUUGUGAAUUAAUUGAAAUUACUCAAGCUAAAAUGUCACUAAACCUGCAUAUUACAAUGCGGCGUCCGAUAAUGAUUGGCCAAUAGAAAAAUACCACAUAAAACUUUUAGUAUAGCCCUUUUGUUUAUCUUAGCCCAAUAUAUAAACUUUUUGGACUCCCCACAGGUUCUGAAUCUAGCAGCCUUGAGAAAAACCAUGAUUUCGACCGUGGGAUGCUAGUGAAAUCAACUUGGUCACGUGAGAAGAGCUUCAUGGGGCUCCGACCGGCCACCGUCCAAUCAACACGCGAGGAGCAGUCACGUGGGUUGGAGAUAACCUGGAAGACCGUCUCCAUGGUGCUGGACGGGGUUCUGCUGAGAUUCUACUGCCUGUUUCUGGUCGUGUCCAGCUGUGUGUUUCUCUCAAUCUUAAUCACAAAUUCCUGAGGGCCCAGAAAUUUACGAACUAUGCAGCGGCAAUGAAUAAAAAUAGAACUAAAUUUCUUAAUGUAUAUAUAUACACAUGGGACACAAUGGUUGAAUUUUUGUUUAAUUUUAACAUUUAUUUCAUAUUUAUUGGACUUUUUCUUUUAUGAUUAUUUCAUUUAAAAAAAUGCAUUCUCAUGCCUAGUAAUAGAAAUUUAUAUGGGAAAGAAAAAUGUUUUUAAACGAUAUUUUAUUUAAAAACUGCAUUUGAUUUUACGGAACCCCGUAGGCUAAGGUCACAACAGGAUGAAAGAGCUCUACAGGGAAGGGAGAUUAUUUCUAUUACACUACAUAGUUCAUUCAAAUCUGACCAAUAAACCCCCACCCCACAACACUCUAGAAAAUCUGUUUCAUGAAAAUAUUGGCCAACGUGCUCACGGUCUAAUUUGUUGAAACCAUCACGGUUUGGAAUGCUGUACACAUUGCAUUGUGUUAUUGCUGAUGAAGGCUGUGUAUGGUAUUGUGUUAUUUCUGAUGAAGACUGUGUAUGGUAUUGUGUUAUUUCUGAUGAAGGCUGUGUAUGGUAUUGUGUUAUUUCUGAUGAAGACUGUGUAUGGUAUUGUG